Polistes dominula (European paper wasp) is the source of this 3124-nucleotide messenger RNA. RefSeq lists its product as uncharacterized. The record is from RefSeq and is a predicted model, not a curated record. NCBI's taxonomy places the organism in Eukaryota, Metazoa, Arthropoda, Insecta, Hymenoptera, Vespidae.
CUGAAUAUUAUGUAUUUAUAACAUUUAAUUAUAAUAUAUUUUUAUUAACAAUAUUAUUGAUUAAAUAAGCUAUUCUUAAAUAGAACAGUAGUAAUAGUGUUAGGAUUUUUGUACGAUUAUUAUAGGAUAAAGAUUCGUAAGUAUAUUUUUCAUGGCACCGUACAUGAGAAACUUUGCAGAGAUCAGUGCUUGGUCGGUACAAAUUAAGUAGCGUCAUCUAUACGUAAUAAUAUUGUAACACUUCCGCAUUUUGUUGAAGGUUUAACAGCGUAGAAAUCCAAAAUGGAAGAAUUAUUUCUAUUGAAUUAUGAAAAUGUGGAUCAUUUGUUGCCACAAAUAAAAAGGAAUUUAACGUUUCCGAAAGAGAAAUCGCAAAUGUCUGCUCUUGAUCAACUAGCGAAACUUUUGAAAACUCAAGUCCCCGCCAUUCGGAGCAACCUUUUUAUAAAGCUUAUUAAAUUUGAUAUAAUUUCGACUCUAUGCGAUAUUUUAAAGACUUUUCGAGAACCACUUAUAACGUAAAAUACUUACAAAGUAGUUUUUUUUUUAUUUUUAAAUUAACUAAAUAAUCGAUAGGUAUAUUAUUACUUUUGUCGUUAUUUUUGAUAGUUCAGCUCUUGAAUGCUUGGCUUUAGCAAGCGAAUAUCAAAAGUUUUAUGAAAGUCAAGUCGCUGUGGAAGCUGUGAGUUCUUUGUUUCGUCUUGCGCAUUGCAUCAAAAUGUCCACCGAUAUGUCAAAAAUAUGUCCUUUGGAAAAGCUUCUUUCUGCUAUUCGUAAUAUAUUAUUCAAUGCAAGAAAAUUAGGGAUUGAAGUUGAUAGCAUAUGCGCUACUAAUCAAAUAUUUUCUUUUCUCAAGAACUUGAGCCAAAAAUGUUUAUCCCGUGUAUUAAGGUUUAUGAUUAUCGACAUUUUAAAUAUCGCACUCGAAUCUGUAACAUUGAGCGAGAACGAAAACGAAAAUGAAACAUUGAUUCUCGAUGUUUGCAACGAGUCGAUUAAAUCGAUGAAAGAUAUUGUGGAACAUGAUUAUGAACAAGAGUAUGAAUGCUUUUCAAAGAAGAACGCUAUCGUCGCUUUAUGCUGUCUUUGUGCUACCAGCAUUAGAUUUUGCGACAAAGAUUAUCUGACGGACGUUGACGAGGAUGGUAAUAUGACUCCGAUGCAGGGCAAAGUAUCUCUCGCAAAGUCUAUUUAUGCAAUCGUCAUAUAUACCAUUAUACCGUAUGUUAAAAACGUCGUAUGCUUUGAUCAAGAGAAUUCUCUUAAAUACUACGCCAGUUUUGUUUCCUGCUUGAACAACAUGUAUAAUAUAAGAGAUUUCAGACGAGAGGAUAUAGCUAAUCAUUUAGUAGCAAAUGGUUAUCUUAAAUAUUUCUUACGCCUUAGUGCGCAGCUUCCAUUACAUCAACGUCGAAAUAUAUGCAUCCUAUUGACACGGACAUUAAUCACUUUAGCAGAAAAUUCUUUAUCGAUCGACAAAUUACCCGAAGGUGUCAAUGUAUUUUCAAAUAAGAUCUUUGAUGGACUUGUUUCUCUACCGAACGAUCUUGAGCAGUGGACCGAUAUAGUUGCAAUUUCCGAUGAUCGUAAUACAGCUUUAAUGAUUUCUUUUUAUUAUCAUUAUCAUGCCACCAGGGAACUUGAUAUGAUUACGUUCGAAUCUUUGAUAAAAAGAUUAUUAGAACUAGAAGAUUUUCGAUCUAUAACUGUACCAACUUUAAAGCCAUUAUGGUUUUUAUUUGCUGUUUCGUUUUUAUCCCAUCCAUCACCAGGAGAAAUUUGUGAAUACGGAAAUGCGGUGAAAAAAUUAACAAUGGUUUUACAAUAUUUAGAAUUAAGCCAAUAUUACACCCAUCACAUUGAGCUCCUACAUUUUUGUCUAAAAUGCCCUGAGAUAACGAACGACUUGCGAUACAGAGUAAUGAAUAUGUGGCUAAUAGAAUCCGACGGGGAUGUUCUACCUCUUUUAAAGCUCGAUUGUCAUAGCGUCGUUAAACAUUGUUUAUUGAUUACAGUACAAAAUGGCCUCAAUGAGGUGGUCAGCUUAGCUGUUAAAGGAAUACAUCAAUCGAUGCAGGCUAGCAAUUGCGACGAGAUCGCCGAUAUAGUUUGGAACAUGUUACCAAAUGUCUUAUUAUCCGACAGUCCAAAUCGAAUUGAGCAUAUUAAAGCGAUACUUGAAUUAUCAAAUAUGUCGGAACCCCGUAAUUUACCAAAAAAUGCGAUAAAGGUGUGUGCGGAUGCUCUCAUUAAAAUGAUAUUAACUGAAGAUGUAGAUGCAUAUUUUCAGAAGUUACUUUUAAAGCAGACGUAUGUCUUACUUUAUGCUUCUAUGGAACACAAUUAUUUUAAAAUUCUUUCAAAAUACGUAAAUGAGACAAGAUUAUUGGAAAAAUUAUGUGAUUAUGCGUUUUCUGAAAACGAGUUAACAUUAUCUGCGAUUUCCUUCAAAUUCCUCACUUUCAUUAUUCAUUUUCAAUCGCUAUCUUCGAUCGAGUGCGAAAGACCUAUAACGAUCAAAAUUAGUCAUUUGCACGUUCUUCUAUGGAUCUGUCAAAAGUCUCAAAUCGUUUGUCCGAAUGCUCUUGAAUUUUUACACGAGCUAUUGAGCCAAAACAAUUCAGGAAUGGCUGUAAAAUUGGAAGACGUUUCCUUUAACACAACAGAUAGAGAUGAAAUUGUAACAAUCCUAGAUAUUUAUGAGAUGCUUCACGUUAUUCACUCAAAGAGUACUUCAGCGGAAAGAGAAAUUGUUUAUCAAUGUCUAGUUGAUGUUCUCAAAUUUUGCUAUGUCAAAAUAGAGACACUGAUGUAUCAUCUAUGUACAGCAAUUAGUAAUUACGAUCUCAUCAUUGGAAUGGCAAAAACUCGAUCUUUAUCUCCAUAUUUUCUUCAAUUUAUCAACACUUGGCUUCGAUAUCGAAAGAUAUAUAGCGACGACGAAGUAUCGACUAACUCAAGAUCCUUGUUCAAGUCACCUUUCGAUGAAACUAUGGAACAAUUAUUGGAAUAUGUGAAUUUCCUCCAAUCUAAAAACGAGAACGAAGCGUCCUCGAGGUUGUAUCAUGCGUUAUCCUUCUUCAAAAACUACAAGAUUUCGUCUGCUCGUAUAUUUUGAUGCGAG